AUGGUUGAGGGGGGCCAAGUGGUCAGGGGGAGAGAGAAGGUGAAGGCAGGUGUAUGCCAGAAUGAAGGGCCUGCAGGGACCCCGAGUCCCCCAACUCCCAGGUCGGAGGGGAGUCGCUGGAGCCAGGUGCGGAGCAAAGUAAAGGAGCUGGUGGAGCCGAUGGUAACCAGGGCCAGAGACAGGUUGCAGUGGUUCUGGAACCCCAAAUUCUUCAAGAGCUUUAUGAAGACCUACUGUGAACACCUGAGGGACCUGGGCCCCUGCACCCAGGCCUGGCUCCGCAGCUCCAAGGGCACCCUGCUGGACAAGGCCCACAGCCUAUGCCCCCGGCUUUUCUGCAAGGACAAGGACCAGGAUUAAAGCGCCCACAGGAUGACC
Messenger RNA from Loxodonta africana (African savanna elephant), 378 nucleotides. It is a transcript of the gene APOC4, whose product is annotated as apolipoprotein C4. Gene Ontology annotation, biological process: positive regulation of triglyceride storage; triglyceride homeostasis. NCBI's taxonomy places the organism in Eukaryota, Metazoa, Chordata, Mammalia, Proboscidea, Elephantidae. The record is from RefSeq and is a predicted model, not a curated record. Gene Ontology annotation, cellular component: high-density lipoprotein particle; very-low-density lipoprotein particle.